AUGAAGGAGCCUAGGGCAUAUAAAAGAGCCCAGCCCAACAGGCUGUUGUCUGUUGAAAGUCCAAUUGGCAAGCCACUGAUCCAAAUGAACCCAGAAGAAGCGCGUCUAUUCACGCUCCAGCCAAAAAACCUCGACUUUCCUCCACGCACCACCGUGUCACGGCAUGUUCAGCUGCUUUCUUCUGGCCCAGAUUUCCUUUUCCGUCCAAUUAGAGAGUGGA
This is a messenger RNA of Dovyalis caffra, 220 nucleotides long. The record is from the annotation of a GenBank genome assembly. NCBI's taxonomy places the organism in Eukaryota, Viridiplantae, Streptophyta, Magnoliopsida, Malpighiales, Salicaceae.